GAGAGAGCAAUCUUGACCACAUGUUGCACUCGGACGUCAUCUCUGCUUUGGUGCCCAAUGGUGACGUGGCAGCCGACUCUUACCAUCGCUACAAGGAGGACGUUAAGGCGGCACGUGACCUUAAGCUCCAAAUGUACCGCUUUUCGCUGUCUUGGCCUCGACUUCUACCAACUGGCCACAGGAGCAGCCUCAACCCAGACGGGAUCCGGUACUACACGGACCUCCUCAACGAACUCCAUAGUAGCGGCAUCAAACCCAUGGUGACCCUGGUUCACUUCGAUCAUCCUGUAGCACUUCAAAAAGAGUUUGGAGGAUGGGACGAUGACCGCAUGAUUGAUGCUUUUGUCGAGUAUGCAGAUAUUGCUUUCACGUAUUUUGGUGACAAGGUGCAGUAUUGGGUGACAUUCAACGAGCCUUACGUCUUCUGUGGAGCCGCUGGCCAGAUGGAAUUUCUGGCUAAGGCUAUCGUGGGCGUGGGGGUCGACCCGGAUGGUCCUGUGCUACCUUUCGGCAACCGUAAAACGGAACCGGGGGCUGACUACAACUGCCUGCACCGUAUGAUCCUUGCCCACGCCCGGGUCUACAGGCUCUACAAGGAGAAGUUCGCUAGCUCACAGAAAGGACGCAUUGGGAUCGUCAACAUCUCCUAUGCCGCGCGGCCCAACUCCACUCGGUACGAGGACGUAGCUGCCGCACGUCGCUACAACCUUUUUACGCUCGGCACAACGUUCGGACCGCUGGUUACUGGCCAGUACCCUGACGAGGUGCGCAAUGUGGUGGACGAGGCCAGUCGUCUGGAAGGGAGAGCUACGUCUCGACUGCCAGUGUUCACACCUGAGCAAAGCGCUCUAGUCAAUGGCACCAUCGACUUUUUGGGCGUCAACCAGUACAACGGCCAGGUUGUGGCAGAUACCAGGAGGCCGGAUUACGGAUCGCUGCAAACAGACGCAGCUGUAGACGUCUUAGUCAACAGUCUAACUGGACCACGAAAGGAUGUGGAAAAAACAUUCACUAAGAUGACACCGUGGAGUAUCAGAGAGGCUGUUUUAUGGCUCUGGGACGAGUAUCGUGUCCCUAUAUUUAUUACUGAGAACGGUUACGCUAAGGAAAACAAAGACAAGGAGGGCGCGCUAGACGACCACCUGCGGGCCGUGUACCACAGCGCAUACCUGAGGGAGUUAAUGUUCGCAAUCAACGAGGAGGGUGUUCACGUCAUUGGCUACUUAGCGUGGAGUCUCAUCGACCUUUACGAAUGGCUCAGUCAGUACAGAUACACGUUCGGCUUGGUGCACGUGGACUACGCCGGCGGCUCCCUGAACCGCACUCUCAAGAGGGAGUCAUCAGCGUUCUUCAUUGAGCUGGCUGAAACCCGCAAGGUUCCUGUUGUGCCAUCUGGCGGGCAGCGACUAUCUGCCCCUGCUGCUGUUGCAAUUGUAUCCGUCGCCGCUGUUCUCAUGUGGCCAUCUGUACUAUUCUAUGUCUAAAGAGGUGCUGCUGCAUGACUGUACUCAGUUCGCCGAGAACCUGACCCAACAACCCACCCCACGCUGCCAUUAUGUAUAUACAACCUAAUUAAGUAAUAAAAUAACACUAAUUUAAACAGUUGUGAAUCCCUUCGGUCUUUCCAGCAAAUAUUAUUAAUUUAAAAACAUUA
Frankliniella occidentalis (western flower thrips) is the source of this 1654-nucleotide messenger RNA. Its product is annotated as myrosinase 1-like. NCBI's taxonomy places the organism in Eukaryota, Metazoa, Arthropoda, Insecta, Thysanoptera, Thripidae. The transcript has 9 exons. Gene Ontology annotation, biological process: carbohydrate metabolic process. The coding region runs from base 21 to 1484 and encodes 487 amino acids. The record is from RefSeq and is a predicted model, not a curated record. Gene Ontology annotation, molecular function: beta-glucosidase activity.